This is a messenger RNA of Syngnathus acus (greater pipefish), 1692 nucleotides long. RefSeq names its product taxilin beta b (gene txlnbb). NCBI's taxonomy places the organism in Eukaryota, Metazoa, Chordata, Actinopteri, Syngnathiformes, Syngnathidae. The coding region runs from base 139 to 1602 and encodes 487 amino acids. The transcript has 10 exons. Gene Ontology annotation, molecular function: syntaxin binding. The record is from RefSeq and is a predicted model, not a curated record.
CCUGCUGGGGGGGGGGUUGGUCUAUUUUGAGGUGGUCUUAUCACAGCUGUUGCAUCUGUGGUGGCAGGCAGCCUGUUCGAGCCCCUCCACGUUCUUUCUUUCCCCUCCCGGCCUUCGGUCCUGCUACCCAAAACAAAGAUGGAGUCCUGUCCAACGAACAGCAGCCACAUAGAGAGCACCCAAGCUGUAUCUGCCGAAGAGCCUAACGCUGAGCACACCAACGACCUGGCCAAGCAACUGGAAGACCUCAUCAGCACCUACCAAGCCGAGGAGACUCCGGAUGAGCAGGAAGACGUGGAAGAGGUCCAGCCCAACACCAGACGGAGCGUGAAACUGGAGAAAAAGAUGCUCAAAAAUUUGGGCAAGGACGCUAUGCUCCUCAUGCAAAGUCUCAACAAACUCGACACUCCAGAGAAGAAACUGGACGCUACCAUCAAGAAGCACGCCGAGCUGCUGGAAGAACACCGAAACGACCAGAAGCAGCUGAAGCUUCUGCAGAAGAAGCUUUUGCAGGUGAUGAAGGAGAAAGACCAGCUGCAGAGUGAGCACAGUCGCGCCGUUCUGGCUCGCAGCAAACUGGAGGGACUCUGUCGGGAACUGCAGCGGCACAACAAGACCUUGAAGGAAGAGACACUGCAGAGGUGCCGGGAGGACGACCUGAAGCGGAAGGAGAUCACCACCCACUUCCAGGGAACCCUAAGUGACAUUCAAACCCAGAUCGAGGAGCACAGCAACCGCAACAUCAAACUGUGUCAGGAGAACAGCGCCCUAGCUGAAAAACUCAAGAACCUCAUUACGCAGUACGACCAACGCGAGGCGAACCUGGAGAAGGUGUUCAAGCACCGUGACCUGAAGGAGAAGCUUCUGGACACCAAACUGACUCAGUCCAACAUGUUUCUGAAGGAGGCUCAGGAAAAACACAAGCUGGAGCGGGAACUCCUGCUACAAAAAGCCGCAGAGUACAGGUCGCAAGCAAAAUUCUUGAAGGAGACGGAGGUGGAAUUGAAGGCGCAGCUCGACAUGUACUCCAAGAAGUUUGACGAGAUCCAGGGCACCGUUUCAAAAAGUAACAGCGUCUACAGCAGCUUCAAACAGGACAUGGAUAAAAUGGCCAAGAAGAUGAAGAAGCUGGAGAAGGAGUGUCAAUCAUGGAAGAGUCGCUUCGAUGGUUGCAGCAGAAAUCUUGUGGAGAUGGUGGCGGAUAAAACUGUGAGGGACAAGGAGCUGGAGCUGCUCAACAUCAAGAACCAGAAAUUGGAAAACCUUUGCAGGGCUUUGCAAAAUGAGAGGAAAACUCUCUAUGAGAAGGUUCAAGCAGCCGGAGAUCACCCAUCCGAGGAGACAAAGAUUGAGACGCCUCAGAAGGAGACGCCGGAGGAACAUGACGAGGAGCCGACGAGCCCCGUUGGGCCCGUCGCAACGUUGGAAAGCCAUCUGAGCCAGGAGCUGGCCAAACUGAAAGCCGAGCAGGCGCUCCUGAAGGAGAUUACAGCCGACACCACGACGCAAGGACCCUCCGAAGGUGCCCCGGAAGCGGUGAAGAACCACACAGAGCAAAGCGACAAAUGCCAAGAACAUUUGGACCUGAAGCUUGUUGAUUAACCCUUAAAAUAUUUUGCUUUAUACUGUACGUGUUAUUUCUGUGGCAAUAAAAAAAAAAAUUGAUUUCGGUUUCCACCAAAUGUUUAGACA